Bufo gargarizans (Asiatic toad) is the source of this 2275-nucleotide messenger RNA. RefSeq names its product gem nuclear organelle associated protein 2 (gene GEMIN2). NCBI's taxonomy places the organism in Eukaryota, Metazoa, Chordata, Amphibia, Anura, Bufonidae. Bases 27 to 830 code for a protein of 267 amino acids. The record is from RefSeq and is a predicted model, not a curated record. Gene Ontology annotation, biological process: spliceosomal complex assembly; spliceosomal snRNP assembly. Gene Ontology annotation, cellular component: spliceosomal complex; SMN complex; nucleus. The transcript has 10 exons.
UCCGUUCUAGUCACUACCGCGCAAGCAUGGACUCUGGGCCUGAGGAGCUGAUGCCACGGCUCCUUCCAGUAGGGAAGUGCGACCUGAUGGAGGAUUUCGAUCCUGCAGUUCCCCCUCGCACACCGCAGGAAUAUCUGAGGCGGGUCCAGAUUGAGGCUGCACGAUGUCCUGAUGUAGUCAUUGCUCAGAUUGAUCCUAAAAAACUGAGAAAGAAGCAAACAGUCGGUAUUGCUCUGUCUGGAUGCCAGCCUGCUCCUGAAGGAUAUUCACCAAGUCUUCUAUGGCAGCGACAGCAGGUAGCUCAAUUUUCAGCUGUACGUCAGAGUCUCAACAAGCACAGAAGCCAUUGGAAAACGCAACCCCUUGACAGUAAUGUAAUGAUGCCAAGCACAGAGGAUGAGGAAAGUUGGAAGAAGUUCUGUUUGGGUGAGAGGUCAUAUUCUGAUCUGGCAGCCGCACUCAACACUGAAAAUCUAAACACUGGGAUUGAUUAUAUAAAGGUGGGUUUCCCUCCUUUGCUGAGCAUUGUCAGUCGAAUGAGUCAGGCUACUGUUACAAGUGUAUUGGAGUACCUGGUGAAUUGGUUUGAAGAAACAGAUUUUACUCCAGAACUGGGUCGGUGGCUGUAUGCCUUGCUUGCCAGUUUGGAGAAACCCUUGCUGCCAGAGGCCCAUUCACUUAUUAGACAGUUGGCACGCAGAUGUUCGCAAGUCAGAUCUGGAGUGAAACACAGAGAAGAUGAGCGAGUGUCUGCUUUAAACCUGUUUAUAUGUCUAGUUGGAAGAUAUUUUGAGCAACGAGAUCUAGCUGAUCCUAGUGACCCAUCUUGAUGUUAUACAACUACCCGACCCCCAUUUUUUUUCCUACACAGCAAUACCUAAACCCAAGGAUUAAAUUGUGCACCAACGUUCUUUUCUUUUGCAAAUUUUGAGAGAAAAGUAUUAUCAUAAUCAAUGUUUGCAUGUUAAUAUCUUCCAAAUCAGUAGUAAUAAUGAACUUGGCAUCAAAGACUCAAAAAAAUAAAUCAAUGCUGAUCUACACUUUAAUCAUUUACCGCACUUAUUGGCCAAUAAUAGUGUGUAAGUGCCUAAAAGGUUUUGGAAAACAUAUGUUCAUACCGUUUAACUCCCCUGCAUUGAACCCAGAUCCUGCUAGAAGGACCUGCAUGAAUUCCUUGCUGGGACUGAUGCGGUUGAAGCCGUUUGUAGCAUGUAAAACUGUGAAACUUACAGAUCCUUAUUUGUAUUGCUUCAUUCUCUUACUGUUUUGUGCAUGUGGAUAUUUGCCUCUGCCUUUUUUCAUGAGAUCUAAACAUAUAUAUUUUGUAUACAUAAAAUGACACAAAUUACUAUGUUAUUGAAUAACAUACUGUUAUGCAGAGGUCAGUCUUCCUCCCCUUUAAAUGUUUAAGAAAAUUUUACCGUAUGUAAUUUUAUGUGCUAACUAUACAGAUAAAUACUUUAAAGGGGUUCUCUGGAAAUGACCAUCAGCAACUUGUCCUAGUGUGGAAUAGGAUUGGUUGCCUCUAUUAGCAGAGCUGACUAUGGGGAGGGGGGGGGGGGUUCGGGGAUGAGGCCUCACUACAGUUCUCUACAAUAGGUGGUAAUGAUGCAAUUCUGCCUUUUUGAUAUGCCAUCAUGGCUGAGCAACCUGACAGGAAAACUCACCAAUAUGUAGUAUAUGCAAGUGCUAGAGCAGUGAUGGUGAACCUUUAAGAGACAGAGUGCCCAAACUGCAACCCAAAACCCAUUUAACCUGAAUACCAAUAUAGUAUAUCUUCCAUGUACUUUAUCAUUUAGCUAUAGCCUGCCUACAUUCAGUGAGCUGCUUUUGCUGUUCAUAGUGCGCCCUGCGCUGAUGAAUGGCAAGAAAGGUCUAAGGGAUUUGGGUAUACCAUAGACUUUUUCCAGGGUCCGGAUGUCCACAGAGAGGGCUUUGAGUGCCACCUGUCACCCGUGCUAUAGGUUCGCCACCAGUGUGCUAGAGUUUAGUGAGGCCCCGCCCGCUAACCCAUCUAGGCAGCAAUGCAAGUAGAAGCAACCAGUCCUGGCCACAUUCUAGGACAGGUUGUUGGCUACCAUUUUAAAUUAUUCUCAGAGAACCCCUUUAAAAUAACUUUCUUAUUUUCAUUAACCUUUUGUGAAGUAGUGGCAACUAAUUGCCUUAAGUGUGAUUAAAAUUCAUAUUUCCAAAUACAUUUGCAGAAUUAAUGUCAGUUUUAUCAUUUGUAUGUUCAAUUGUCAGUUUCUUUACAUAAAAGUUGUUUUUUACUAUA